ACGGUCGCAGCAACACAUUAUGUUUUCAGCGCACAACAAUUUAUUUAAACAGUUUUUCUUUAUACGCGGUGAGGUAGGCCGCGUUGCUUGCGGUUUGUUAUCAGAUAAGAAGGGAGCGGCGGCGCGCGGGCCCGGCCACACACGGCAGCCCGCCACGCACAACCUCUUCUGCCGCACCAUAGUCCGGGUCUACUGAUUUAAGUCUGCACCGGUACUCCACAGGGCGCAACGAUAUGAGCGGCGCGGGCGACGCUAGCGCGGGCGGGCCGCAGGUGGACGCAGCACUGGCGCGGCUGGGCUCGUGCGGCCCGCAUCAGCUCCUCACGCUGAGCCUGCUGGCGCUCGUCUACGCCACCAACGCCGUCUAUAAUGUCAACUACGUGUUCGCCGUCGAGGAAGUCGGCUAUAGAUGCGCCGCGGAGGAGUGCGCGGCGCCAGCGGAGCCAUGGCGCAACGGAACGAGCGCAUUGCACGCGGUCCCUGAACGCCAGUGCCGCUGCGCACAUCCAAGCACGGGCCGCGACCACGCCUGCACACGCUUCAUCUACGACAACCCGCACAGCUUCGUCGCAGAGUUCUCGUUGGCGUGCGAGGAGUGGAAACCGCCGCUAGUGGGCACGGCGCACAUGCUCGGAAACAUGCUCGGCCUGUUGCUGCAGGGGCAGAUCUCCGACAGGUUCGGGCGCAAGGCGGCGGCCGUGGGCGCGGGCGGCGUGGGCGCUGCACUGGGCCUGGCUAAGAGCUGGGCGACCUCCUUCUGGCCAUACGUCGCACUGGAGGGGCUCGAAGCCGCCCUCGGGGAUGCGUUCUCGCCCAUCUUCAUGUUGAGUAUAGAAAUGGUAGAGAAGAAACGCGCGGUGUUGUACCAGAUGAUCCUGCUGAACUGCUACACGGGCGGGCUGGUGGUGUUGCCGUUCGUGGCGCGCGCAGUGCCCUACUGGCGCACAUUUCUUCGUCUUCUCUAUGCCCCUACGCUUCUCAUACUCACCUACUCCUUCUUUCUGGACGAAAGCAUACGAUGGUUAUUCAGCAAGGGAAAGCGGGAAGAGGCGAUCAAGUUAAUACAAAAAAUUGCCAGAAGAAACAACGUGGAGGUAGACGACGCGCUUCUGAAUAAAUUGGAAUACGACGACGAGGUCACGGCGCCGCAGACGAGCGACAGACGGCUUCUGCUGAAAACGUUCAGGUCAAAGAUAAUGUUGCAGAGGUUUGCAGUGUGCACAGCGUGGUGGUUCACCAUAACGCUCAUCAACUACGGAAUGAUGAUCAGCUCGGUGCUAAUCGCCGGCGACAAGUACCUCAAUUUCGCUUUGCUGAUGCUCAUGGACGUGCCGGCCAACCUACUGUGCUGGCUGGCACUCGCCCGCUGCCGCCGCCGUCUGCCAUUGCUCCUCUCCUUCACCCUCGGCGGCGUAUUCUGUAUAUUGCACUCCUUUCUUCUAAGCGGAGGUAGCGGAGGAGAAGGCGCGGGCGUGGGGUACGCGUGGGCGGGGCUGGCGCUGUUCAUGGCGUUCGAGACGCUGGCCACGUUCUCCUACAACAUCGUGUACACCUACACCUCGGAGCUGUUCCCCACAUACACGCGCAACUCACUGCACGCGCUGUGCGCCGCCGCCGGCCGCCUGGGCGCGUUGCUAGCGCCACAGAUGCCUCUCCUCAUGACAUACUGGUCCGGCCUGCCGGCUCUGAUUUUCGGGGUGACGUCGCUCGCAUCGGGCGCCCUCACGUUGCUGAUGCCGGAAACGGCUGGCACCCGGCUUCCAGACACCAUUAGGGAGGCUGAGAACAUCGGAAAGAGUAGCGCGGUCGAGCAGGAGGAGCAAGAGCUGAAGGCGUCCGAUUCCCCAGGUCUGGCGGCGGGAAAGGCGUGACGCUCCCGCUCGCCGCCUUCACAGACAGAGACCGAUGGUCAAUGCCAGUGAGACUCACGCGAACAACAUGAGCAGGAGCACGGGACAUAGCACGAUAAGCAGGACGAUGUAACUAUCAUAAUGUAGCCGCUCGUCGCCUGUGACAUACCUUGGAACUAUUGUAUGGUUAUUACUACUGUUUCGAGCUGCGAGUCGCGAGCUACGAGUUAUCGGGUAGUAUGAGAUGUAAAGUGAUAGGAUGAAGAGUGGCAAGCGCGUGAGUCGUCGUACCGUCACUUCGUUCGGACUUUUAAUACCCUGUUUGGUCUCUCGAUAUCACUAACCAAACUUCAAGUGCUUAUCAAAGCUGCCCACUCUUUUAAGUAGCAGCUGAUUAAUAAAAAACCGCAAUGCGCUCCUGCUCUGCUCCAUAAUGUUACUAAGACCUUUUCGGGAUCGACCUGUUAGCCUCUACGUUUAUUGAAAGUUGGCAACCCUAUGCUCUGACUGGUCGUCUAUUCUCUGCUACCAAUAGCUCGUCGUUUCUACAACGAUUCACGAUAUUUAUAUCAUUAAUUCGAUUCGCACGUGAAGGCAUGUCGAAGCUAUCGCCCGCUUCGCGCGACACGUUCGCGAGCGUGCUCGGGCGAUACCGAGACCGCGAGCACUGCGAUGUUUGAAGUUUAACGACAUUAUAAUAUCGAAAUUGGGAAUCCGGUUCACGUCGGGCAUCGCGACUCUCAUCAAAACUUGCACAGACUACUCGCUAUAUAUUUCCGAUACGUAAUAAUUGUGUGCACUUAAUCGAUAGUUACCGUUG
Molecule: messenger RNA, 2670 nt
Organism: Papilio machaon (common yellow swallowtail)
Lineage: Eukaryota; Metazoa; Arthropoda; Insecta; Lepidoptera; Papilionidae
Product: solute carrier family 22 member 3
Exons: 8
Coding region: 234-1871 (545 amino acids)
Biological process (GO): transmembrane transport
Cellular component (GO): membrane
Molecular function (GO): transmembrane transporter activity
Source: RefSeq, a predicted model, not a curated record